Anguilla rostrata (American eel) is the source of this 1141-nucleotide messenger RNA. It is a transcript of the gene mrpl45, whose product is annotated as mitochondrial ribosomal protein L45. The transcript has 8 exons. Bases 16 to 1068 code for a protein of 350 amino acids. Lineage: Eukaryota; Metazoa; Chordata; Actinopteri; Anguilliformes; Anguillidae. The record is from RefSeq and is a predicted model, not a curated record. Gene Ontology annotation, cellular component: mitochondrion.
UCUUUAAAUGUUACAAUGAACAUGAAACACGACAUUAAACCCGGUCAACAACACAACUGUCUGUCAAUAGGAAACACGCCCACAAGUGGCCGCCGACGCCGCUGCCGCACUCUCAAAAUGGCUGCGUCCUUGAGUAGGGUAAUCCGUGUUCAACGACUGGUAUGCUGUACUGUACAGAAUGCAGAAGCUUUGUUGGACCCAGCUGUGCAGCGUCACUUUCCCUCUGUUAUCCCUUUCCGGACUAAGAAGCGCUACUUCAUCCCACCAGUAGUUGGUGGUAAAGGGCACAGCCCUGACAACCUGGAAGCAAGAGCUGGCCAAGCCGGUGUUGUUGUACGACAGGAAUACAUGGAAAGAGCUGUCAACAUUUCUUGCACUGCCGGAGUCUUUGAUCCAUACAUCCCCCCAGAGGGUGAUGCUCGACUCUCAGGCCUGUCAAAAGAAGGACUGAAGCAGCGCACAGAGCAGUUGAAACAGAGUGCUGCCUCCCUGUUGGCAAUACGCAAGAUCAAGGAGCUUGACUCUGAGUUCAACACAAAGGAGUUCCCUGCCCAAGCCCAAGAUAUCUUCAUCCAGGCUCAUGAUGCUCUUACACACUUCAACAAGGAGAAAUUGCAUGAUCUGGUGACUGAACGCUGCUACCCUGAGAUGGUGAGAGGAAAUCGCUAUAAGACACUGCGCUGGAUGUUUGUGGAGUCCCUCGAACCCCCUCGUGUGGUGCAUGCCCGCUGCCCUGACAUGGUCAGCAAAGGCAACCUCUAUGGACAGGUUACAGUGCGCAUACAUUCUCGACAGACCCUCGCCAUCUAUGACCGUUUUGGGAGGUUGAUGGUGGUGGAUGAAGAGGUGCCACGGGAUGUCCUGGAGUACCUUGUUCUGGAAAGACACCUGGUGAACCCCUACAGUCGCUGGAGACUCCAUGGCAAGAUUGUUCCCUCCUGGGCCCCACCCAAGGAUCCCAUUAUUAAGACCGUUAUGAUUCCUGGUCCACAGCUGAAGCCCUGGGAAGAAUUUGAUGAGCUUAAUUAUGAGGUGGUGAAACCCAAAGCUGUUCAGUGGCACAAGUAGUCCACUUCUGCCUUCUGGAUCCACACGCUUGUGUAUCUCUGGCAGUGUAAAUAAAUGUUGUUAUAACAGAAAA